UCCAAUCAGUGGCGAUCCGAGCUUGGUUGCUGCCUCGCCAUCAUUUUGCUACCAACUAGCUAGCUGGAUGAGAGGCUAGCUCGCUAGCCUCACAUAUACGUAAAGCUCGUCCCGUUUUUUGUUUUGUGUGCGUUUAUGUAUUUUUUCGUCGUGAAUUUACAUCUCAUCGAUCGCCCCGAGGACUACACCGAAGAUGCAGUUCAUGCUGCUGUUCAGCCGGCAGGGAAAGCUGCGCCUACAGAAGUGGUACGUGCCGCUCUCUGAUAAGGAGAGGAAGAAGAUCUCCAGGGAUCUGGUUCAGACCAUCCUGGCCAGGAAGCCCAAAAUGUGCAGCUUUUUGGAGUGGAGGGACCUGAAGAUUGUCUACAAGAGGUAUGCCAGCCUGUAUUUCUGCUGCGCAGUGGAGGACCAGGACAACGAGUUGAUCACCCUGGAGAUCAUCCAUAGAUACGUGGAGUUAUUGGAUAAAUAUUUUGGCAGCGUGUGUGAGCUGGAUAUCAUCUUCAACUUUGAGAAGGCCUACUUCAUCCUUGAUGAGUUCCUGCUGGGCGGAGAGGCCCAGGAAACCUCCAAGAAGAAUGUGCUGAAAGCCAUCGAGCAGGCGGACCUGCUGCAGGAGGAGGCCGAGGCCCCACGGAGCGUUUUAGAAGAAAUCGGGCUGACAUAGGGUUCCCGCGGCCCGAACCAACACUGGCACAUCUCGUUCUCUCCCGUUUACUGUCAGUGUUGUACUCGUACGUACUCUUGUGUAUGUGUAAUCAACAUGUCCGUGCUGUAUUCUCCUCACCUGCGCUUUCUCGUGACGUCCCGUGACUGUGGUCGGCGCCGAGUGGUUCAAUUACGCGUCUCCCCUGUAGCAGCUUUCAUAGUCAAGUCGUCUCACUGUGCAACACGCGCGAGACCAAUGUAGCAACUCCAACAUCGCCUCGGUAUCAAAUAGCGCUCAAUCAAUCAGUCGCCCUUUCCUGUUGCAGCAGAAAAAAAGUUUUUUCCAAAUAAUUCCGAUUUUAGUACUGUACAUCGUUGUUGUUUUCAUUCCUGACAUUUUACGUGUUGGGGAAAUGGCUUUUCACGUGCUGUCGAGUUCUUGCAAACGCAGACCCAAUAGAAGACUAGAUAAGACACUGGGAUGAAAUUACGUUUAAAAUGUUUUCAUUCUGUGCGGUGUUGCAUUUGUAAACCGUAAUACAUUUUUAUUUUGUACACGUCCAGGGAGAAAUGAGUACCGACUUAAAAGUGACCCAAGUAGAAAAAAAUAUAUAUUUUAUGUAGGACAAUGUUUUGGUUUACAUCCAAACAAUGGCAUUUAUGACCAAAGAACUGUGUUUUAUUUUACUGUCUGGUGUCUACGGAAACCUGUCGUGACUAAAAAAAGGGAUCUAGUAUUGUCAGAUAUUUGGAGCAAAGUAUAUUUUACGUUUCAAGUUCACGUAAGACACUGAGAAAUGUUUACUUCUCCGUACGCAGCAGCAGCAGCAAAAGUAACUGGAAAUAUCGCAUUGCUGAAUCAGAAAAGGUGCUGCCACCUGGUGUUCAUGCAAAAAAAAAAAAAAUCAGUAUUCACCCAAGAUAUCAAUUUAGUCAUUAAUUUCUGGAAAAAUGAACCAGUUUUGUAUUCACCAUCCUAUUGACAUUAAAAUUUGACAGUAUUUAAUAAAUGUCCGCAAUCUGAAA
This is a messenger RNA of Syngnathoides biaculeatus (alligator pipefish), 1674 nucleotides long. It is a transcript of the gene ap1s2, whose product is annotated as adaptor related protein complex 1 subunit sigma 2. The record is from RefSeq and is a predicted model, not a curated record. Gene Ontology annotation, cellular component: membrane coat; intracellular membrane-bounded organelle; AP-1 adaptor complex. NCBI's taxonomy places the organism in Eukaryota, Metazoa, Chordata, Actinopteri, Syngnathiformes, Syngnathidae. Gene Ontology annotation, biological process: intracellular protein transport; vesicle-mediated transport. The transcript has 5 exons. Bases 194 to 667 code for a protein of 157 amino acids. Gene Ontology annotation, molecular function: clathrin-cargo adaptor activity.